Pelecanus crispus (Dalmatian pelican) is the source of this 528-nucleotide messenger RNA. NCBI's taxonomy places the organism in Eukaryota, Metazoa, Chordata, Aves, Pelecaniformes, Pelecanidae. The record is from RefSeq and is a predicted model, not a curated record.
GAUGAGAGGAGGAAACAUUCACUGUCAAGCAACACCUGAGCAACUCACCGGGCAGAAAUGGCUCCAGGGUCGUGGUUUUCUCCUCUCUUCAUUGCUGUGAUCACUCUGGGACUGCAGUGGCCACAGGAAGCUGCCACCUUCCCGGCCAUGCCCCUUUCCAACCUGUUUGCCAAUGCUGUGCUGAGGGCUCAGCACCUUCACCUCCUGGCUGCCGAGACAUACAAAGAGUUCGAACGCACCUAUAUUCCAGAGGACCAAAGACAUGCCAACAAAAAUUCCCAGGCAGCAUUUUGUUACUCGGAAACCAUCCCUGCUCCCACAGGGAAGGAUGACGCCCAGCAGAAAUCGGACAUGGAGCUGCUUCGGUUUUCACUGGUUCUCAUCCAGUCCUGGUUGACCCCGGUGCAAUACCUAAGCAAGGUGUUCACAAACAAUCUGGUUUUUGGCACCUCAGACAGAGUGUAUGAAAAACUAAAGGACCUGGAAGAAGGCAUCCAAGCUCUGAUGAGGGUAAGUUGGAGGAUGUAG